AUUUGCUGGAUAGUGUGCUUUAUUAAAUUUUUUUAUUUAUUAAAUUGUGUUAAAUGAGGGAGACACUUUCACAGUGUAUUUUAUUAAAAAAAAACAAAAGUAUAACAUUCUAAUAUAUAAAAUAACAUCAUCGGAAGUGACGAAAGCAACGGUAAUUGGAGAACACCACAAUAUAUGUACCUAUACUGAAAAUAUCAUAUAAGAAAUAAUAAAAAAACUGCAGAAGAAUAUUUUUAUAAUACAUACGGAAUCUUCAGAAAUCAAUAAAUAAAUACUUGCUUUCAUUUACACACCGCUCUAAGGCAGCUGGAGGUCAUAAUAAACUGUAAAGAAAAAUUACUAAUACCAAAAGGUUACACAUUUUUUAAACAACAAAAUGCAACGCAAUUCCCGUAUUUCGCCGUCAGCGAGAGCUCAAGAGGAAAAUAAUAAAAAAAAUCCUCCCACUACAACAGCACGUGUAAUGCGGCCCCCGGCUCGUCAUUCACAGCGACCAACUUUAAGAAAUCUAAAUCCUGUCUUUCAUAAACGUGAAAAAUCCGAAGACAACAAUGAAUUGUCAGAUAAACUACUACAAUUGGCACGCAAAACUGGUAAUCUUAAUUUAUCUGGCAGGGGAUUGGCCACUGUACCUGAUAAAGUUUAUACCAUAAAUAGUGGCGAUGAUGAUAAAGAGGUUACAUUGGAAUCCUUGGUGGCCAAUGAAGAGGAUGCCUGGUGGAAUAAAGUACCUUUAAAUAAUUUAGACUUAAGCUCUAAUCAAUUAACUCAAUUAUCACCAAAAAUUGCUAAUUUAUGCUCUUUAACUACAUUAACGCUUUACGAUAAUGGCUUAACUUCUCUACCCAAAGAAAUUGGCAAACUUGAAAAACUUUUACGUUUGAAUUUAAGUCGUAAUAAUCUUAAAGAAUUACCAGCUGAAUUUUUUACUUUACCCGAUUUGCGUUAUUUGAAUUUAUCGUAUAAUAAAUUUUCAGAACUACAUCCCGAUAUUAGCGAUUUUCAUAUGCUGGAAGUGUUGGAUGUAUCAAAUAAUGAAUUAACUGAAUUACCUGGUGGUAUUGGUUUUUUGGUGCGUCUAACAACGCUUUUACUAGCCUAUAAUCAUAUUAAAGAAUUGCCCAACGACUUAGUCAAUAUGCGUUCUUUACAAAAAUUGGAUUUAAUGCACAAUGAUCUGAUUGCUUUACCCGAAGACAUGGGUAGUUUACGUAAACUACAGUGUUUGUAUGUACAACACAAUGACAUCAAAGAGUUGCCUGACUUUGAUGGUUGUGAUCUACAAGAGUUACAUGUUUCCAAUAAUUUCAUAGAGAAAAUACCCAAGAAUUUAUGCUCAAAGUUGCCACAUUUGAAAAUAUUCGAUUUACGUGACAAUAAAAUUACACAAUUACCCGAUGAAAUUGCCCUUUUGCAAAGUCUUAUACGUUUGGAUAUUUCAAAUAAUUCUAUAAGUAAUUUACCCUAUUCACUAUCAUCUUUGGCACAUCUAGUGAGUCUACAGGUGGAGGGAAAUCCCAUUAAGUCUAUACGCCGCGAUAUACUACAGUGUGGUACGGUUAGAAUAUUGAAAACUUUAAAAGAUCGUGCUGGUGGUUUGGAAGCAGCAGCUGCUGCUGCAAAUGCUGAAGCUAACACUAUGGGUAGUGAUGGUUUAAAUAGUCCCAGAAGACCACCUUGCUUGGGUGAAGAAAAUUCCAUAUUUCCAGAUAGAUACAAACUACGCAAGACUCAUUGUUUAACUGUAACAAUGCAAAAUCUAACCGAAGCUCCUGAUGAACUUUUCGCCACAGCUUGUGAAGAAAAUGUUAAUAUUGUAGACUUUUCUCGUAAUCGUUUUACUACUCUGCCAGAAGGUUUGUUGCAGAUGAAAACUUGUUGCUCGGAGUUAGUUUUUGCUAAUAAUGUUAUCUCUACUGUGCCUUCAUUUAUUUCGCAAUUUGCACGUUUAAGUUUAGUAAAUUUAUCAUGCAACAAUCUUACAACUCUACCUGAGGAAUUUUCCGUUUUGAAUACAUUGCGAGAGCUUAAUAUAUCAAAUAAUAAAUUCGAAAUGUUGCCUAAUUGUGUCUAUGAACUACAGGGUCUUGAAAUUCUAUUGGCCUGCGAUAACCGCAUUAAAGUUAUAGAUGCCAGCAGCAGUGGUUUAGGAGCCUUAAAACGUCUGGCAACAUUAGAUUUGCGCAACAAUAAUAUUGAACAAGUACCACCCAUUUUAGGAAAUUUGAAAAAUAUAACAACUUUGGAAAUUAUUGGAAAUCCGUUUAAAUUGCCGCGUCAUCAGACAUUACAAAAAGGAACAGAUGCCAUAAUGACUUAUUUAAGAGAUCGUAUACCAGUUUAAAAAAUUUCACUUCAAAUACACACACUACACGCUACUACACCUAUAAAGCACAAAAUGAAAAAGAAAUGUUAAAAUUUAUAAAAAAAAAUAUCAAAAAACUAGUAGAUUAUUUAAAACGCUUUUAUAUUUAUAUUUUAAUAUUCAAAUUUGCCAAAAAGAAAAACUUUAAGAAUUUUUAUAUAUUUUUUAUUUAGCAACUAGUCAUUUGUUAUCGGAGAGUUACUGUUUUUUUAUAAUUUAAUGCAUUCAUAUAAUUGUCAAAUUAAAUAGUAUUUAUUAUAUGUAACUGUAUUUGAAAAGCACUUUAAAAAUAAAUAUUUUAUAUAACUGUUA
Messenger RNA from Lucilia cuprina (Australian sheep blowfly), 2677 nucleotides. It is a transcript of the gene f-cup, whose product is annotated as leucine-rich repeat-containing protein 40. Gene Ontology annotation, molecular function: protein binding. The record is from RefSeq and is a predicted model, not a curated record. The transcript has 11 exons. The coding region runs from base 377 to 2344 and encodes 655 amino acids. Lineage: Eukaryota; Metazoa; Arthropoda; Insecta; Diptera; Calliphoridae.